UGACGGGGGUGGUGCAAUAAAAUGGAUGGGAAAUGGAGACAUUUCUUUUUUUUGCCCUUCUUUAAUUUUUCGGAUUUUUUUUGGUUCUGGUUAGAGGGUGUGUUGGAACGGCCAGAGCAGAGCAAAGAGAGAGAAAGAAAUCCCAUAUCCGACUUGAGCAACUUUCCAUAUCGCAGCAGCAACAACAAAACCAAACAUGCUUCAGUCGUUGCUUUCGAGAGCGCAAACAAGACGUGGUGGUGCUGCUCCCGUUCAUCAGCUUCAUGUCAAGAACUUUACGGAAUCUCUCCUCGCCCUGCGCAUUUUCUUCGAGAGGGAAACAUUCGCGCCUCUCGCUUCCGCACUUCAUCGUCAUCCACCCUGCGGAAUAUUCGCCCUACGUCUCAUCUCACUCAACCGGUCACUCAUAAUCACCCGCGGUGUAUCGUCCGGAAACGUUGACGGUGGGGGAUACAAGACUGUUUCUCGGUUGACUACUGCCGCUGCCGCUGCUGCACCUCACGCCCAUCAAUAUUUAAGAUCAAUAUCGUCACGAUUCCAAGAAGAAAAAAAAGAGACGAAACGAAACGAGACGAGACAAAGACCGAAGCGAACGGGCUGUGCGUUCCCACGUCUACGGGCCGGGCCACCCAGCAGCGGUGUGCGUGAGAAGAAGCAGAACCGAGAAGCAGUGACGCGAAUCGGUCUUCCCGAAAAAUCCAAAAUUCGAUCUUGCACAUUUCAUGCGACGGCAAGACGACAUCACGAGAUCAGGUGGACACGCAUCGACCAAGAGGGAAGCUACGGCAGCAGCAGCAGCAGCAGCGAUUGCAGGUGGGAGGACGCAGAUCUGGGGGGGCGGGUACGGCGUCUGCGGGGACAGAGUUUGGUGGGUGCAAAGGGAAGGCGAAAGUCGAGAAGCUCCGACGGUAGCAACGGUCGCAGCAGCGGCAUCAGCAUCAACGUCAACAUCGGCAGUCGUUGAGUUCGGCGGUACGGACGCGGACGGCGACGGGGAUAAGGACGUGGACGAGUAACGAUAGCCACCCUUCACGCACUCUUUCUCAUUCUCUCGGUUUGGAGACAAAGAGGCAGGCAGUUUAGUUUCUGUUUGGGACUUCUAGAAGCCGGUUUUUAGAGACGUGAUCGAGCUGCUUCUUUUGGUUCUACAUAAGAAUUUUUUUGUUUUGGUUUCUGCUCUGCCCCAGGGGA
Tricharina praecox is the source of this 1191-nucleotide messenger RNA. RefSeq lists its product as uncharacterized. The transcript has 2 exons. Lineage: Eukaryota; Fungi; Ascomycota; Pezizomycetes; Pezizales; Pyronemataceae. Bases 197 to 964 code for a protein of 255 amino acids. The record is from RefSeq and is a predicted model, not a curated record.